This is a messenger RNA of Triticum aestivum (bread wheat), 3129 nucleotides long. RefSeq names its product pentatricopeptide repeat-containing protein At5g19020, mitochondrial. Gene Ontology annotation, biological process: RNA modification. Lineage: Eukaryota; Viridiplantae; Streptophyta; Magnoliopsida; Poales; Poaceae. The record is from RefSeq and is a predicted model, not a curated record. Gene Ontology annotation, molecular function: protein binding; RNA binding. Bases 221 to 2191 code for a protein of 656 amino acids. The transcript has 3 exons.
CGUGUGCUCCCGAGUUCACCUCGUAGAGAUCUCGACGGUGAGAAGAAUGGCAACGGCGCAUCGUUCACCAAAGCGAGAGGCGAUGAAACAAGGAAGGCGGUGAGGCGGACGGCUGCGGGGCCAUCGGAAUAGGCGGGAGGCGGCGGCGGGCAGCGACGGGAGGACGGCGGACUCUCGCCGAGGCAGAUACAGCGGAUUGCCGCGAAGAAGCGGAAAGCACAUGCCCAGCGGCGGCGCCCCUCUCGCCGUCUUCUUCGUCUCGUCCCUCAAGUCCGGCGCGCGCCUCCGCCACGGGGAGCAGCUCCACGCGCUCGCCGCCAAGUCGGGCCUCCUCGCCUCCAACCCCUUCGUCCGCAACUCCCUCCUCGCCUUCUACGCCCGGCUCCCCUCCCCAGAGGCGCCGGCGCUCGCCCACCACCUGUUCGACGAAAUUCCCCUGGCCCUCCGCGACCCCGCCGCCCACAACACCCUCCUCGCCGCCCUCGCCCGCGCGGGCCGGCUCGACCUCGCGCGGCGCAUGCUCGCGGAGAUGCCCCAGAGGGACACCGUCUCGUACACCACCGUCCUGACCGCCCUCGCGCGUGCCGGCCAUGCGGAGGACGCCGUGGCCGUCUUCCGCGGCAUGCUCGCCCAGGACGUGCCUCCCAACGAGGUGACACUUGCGGGCAUGCUCACGGCUCUGGCCCAGGAGAGGCCGCCGGUGCCGGUGGGUGUGGCACAUGGAGUCACCGUGCGACGCGGGCUUGAUGGGUUUCUCAUUGUGGCCACCAACCUGGUCCAUGCUUAUGCGGCAGCGUCACAGGUUUGUUUUGCCCGUGAGAUCUUUGAGCAGAUGCCGUAUAAGAACACAGUCACUUGGAAUGCCAUGCUUAAUGGUUAUCUGAAGACUGGGAUGGUUCAUAUGGCUGCUGAGGUUUUUGGGAGGAUCCCGGAAAGGGAUGCGGUCUCUUGGUCGACGAUGAUAGAUGGGUAUAUCCGUGCAGAUUGUGCAUCAGAAGCCCUGAGGGCAUAUGUUGCCAUGAUGGCUGAGGUGGACACGAGGGGCAAUGCAGCGCUGCUUGUUGAUUUGAUAAAGGUGUGUGCUCGACAUGCUGCGGUUUUAGAAGGGCAGCAACUACACACAGCCAUUCUGAAGGAUGGUUUUGAUGCCCAUCCGUUUGUACAAGCGACCCUUAUCCAUUUCUAUGGUUCUUGUGGUCGUCUUGACCUUGCCCGGAUGCAAUUCAAAUUAUCAGACAAAUCACACAUUGCAUCUUGGAAUGCUCUCAUGUCUGGUCUACUACAGAGGAAUCUAAUGCAUGAAGCAAGGCAACUGUUUGAUGACAUGCCUGAGAGGGACACAAUUUCAUGGAGUACUUUGUUAUCUGGGUAUGUACAGAGUGGACAUUCAAACAAGGCUUUGCAGCUAUUCUACUUGAUGAUGGAUGCUGGUGUUGAACCAAACCAUGUCACCUUGGCAAGUACUCUAUCCGCAGUUGCCGAUUCUGGCACAUUGGAGCAAGGCAGAUUUAUUCAUGACUAUAUAAUCAGCAAAUCAAUCCAACUUACAGACAACCUGAGUGCUGGACUGAUUGAUAUGUACGCAAAGUGUGGUAGUGUCGCUGAUGCAGUUCAAUUAUUCAGUUAUGUUAAGCAUAAGUUAUCUUCUGUGUCUCCUUGGAAUGCUAUCAUCUGCAGUUUAGCCAUCCAUGGCCAUGCACACACGUCGCUUGAACUGUUCUCAGAACUACAAAGCACCAAUAUUAAGCCCAACUCUGUCACAUACAUUGGUGUCUUAAAUGCAUGCUGUCAUGCUGGGCUGGUAACCGAAGGGAGGCACCAUUUUGAGUCCAUGAGGAGAGAAUAUGGAAUCCAACCAACAAUUAAACACUAUGGUUGCAUGGUUGAUCUUCUUGGUCGAGCUGGACACUUGAAAGAGGCAGAAAAUCUUAUCCAGAUGAUGCCUAUGAAAUCAGAUGUGGUGAUAUGGGGCAGCAUCCUUGCAGCCGCGAGGACACAUGGAAAUGUAGCCUUAGGAGAAAAGGCUGCGGAAGAAUUGGCCAAGAUUGAUCCAAACCAUGGAGCAUCCAAAGUGGCCUUAUCUAAUAUCUUUGCUGAGGCUGCUCGCUGGAAUAAUGUGUCCUUAGUGAGGAAGGAACUCCAGGGCGAAAAUAUGGAGAGGUUUUCUGGAAGCAGUGGAGUUGUUCAGUAAUAGUAUAUAUCUUACAGUCUGAUGGAUAUGCCUCAUGGUGGUGCAUGUACUCUUGAAUCAAGACAUCUUUCUCCUCUCGCCAAAGCUUGCUCCAGCUCCCAGUUCAGAUGUGGAGUAAUCAAAUACAAGCUGCAAUGGGCCUAGGCUGUUCAGUAACAUUGUUAAGCGAAUAUUUCGACGAAGGGAUUUUACUACUGCCAUUGGUUGCUACUCUUAGGUCACCUGUUAUCUGUCUGUUCAUUAUUUAUUAAGUUGUCAUUUGUUUUUUUAUGGCAAAAGGUGUCAUUUGUUUUCAUUGAGUCUUACUUGAUCCAUGGCACCAUGUACACGCUGUAUCAAACAAAAUAAUAUUGUUCUUCUCCAUCUUCUGGAACAACCAUAGUUUAAUAGUUACUUAACCAUAGAUUUUUCUUUGGGAUAAAUGUAGCUUUAAAAUGUUCCUAUCAGACUGCAAACUUCUAUUCCUAGAGGUCAAUCUUGAUUUAUUUAUUUUUGAGCAUUGAAUGACUGUAGGAGAGAGGUCAAUCUUGAUUAUAGCUUUUUGAAUUUGCUUUGCAGUUUGUUGAAGCUGGUACCAUUAUUUUGCCCACAAUUUAUACCAGGCGUCAGUUAUCAUAUCAUGAAUGACAUGCCAUGAUAAGUUCUGGCUAAUGCAGUGCAGACUCUGUUGAUAUUUCCUACAUGGCCAACUGCGGUUUAUCUUCAGGCUGCGGUCCUAUUCUCUUCAGUCUUCUCCAAAGGCCAAUAAAAAGGGCAACAUAUAUAUGCAAGCUCACUAACAAUUUUGCGUGACCCAAUCUAUUUGAUGAGUAGAGGUGUAUAUCAAGGAAAAUUAAACAAGAAUAGGCAUUUUUCUUUUGAUCAUUGCCCUGCAAACUCAGAAUUCUUAACUAUAAUUAUUUGGGCUGCAAUAGGUGAGCUUAGGAUACUGUUUCCAA